This is a messenger RNA of Mya arenaria, 1957 nucleotides long. RefSeq lists its product as uncharacterized. Bases 40 to 975 code for a protein of 311 amino acids. The transcript has a single exon. The record is from RefSeq and is a predicted model, not a curated record. Lineage: Eukaryota; Metazoa; Mollusca; Bivalvia; Myida; Myidae.
UAGAAAAAGUCGUUUUUGAUUCUUCAUAAAUGUAUCAAAAUGAUGUGCGUUACCCGAAACAAUUGGCUUCGGUAUCUAACUAUUAUUCUUAUAAUUCUGUGCGUUUUCUUUGUUAAUAUUUAUGUAAGAGAUAACAUCAAAAAUGAAGCAUUAGAAAAAGAAUCUUUCUUGAAACAAAGACAGGAUCGACACGAUAAAAGAAACUCUGUUUCCAAUGUUGCGGAUAAUUUGCACACGCCAGUCUCGAAUGCUGGAGAUGAAACAAAGGGAGCUCAUGAAGAAGAAUGUCGCUAUGUAUAUUUGGACCUUGGAUCUAACAAAGGCGUACAAAUUCGAAAACUGUUUGAACCAGCGCUAUACCCUGGAGCUGAGAUCCUCCCUUAUUUCGACAAAAUAUUUGGAAACGUUGAACAAAGGCGAAAAUAUGCGUGUGCUUUUGGAUUUGAGGCAAAUCCACGGCAUUUUACAAGGUUGAAGUACAUUGAAGAUGCCUACAAACGAAAAGGGUUUCGUGUUACUUUCUUCAAAAAUGCAGUUUCAAAUGAACAAAACAAAAACGUGACAAUUUUUUCGGAGACUAAUUUUGACCUAGACUGGGGUGCAGGGAUUCUUGAUGUCGCUAUUCAUAACAAAGCAAACAUGACUAGAUACGAAGUACCAACAGUUGAUAUUGUGAAAUUCAUUAACGAGGAAAUUAAACCACUAAAUCCCAAAGCAGUUUUUGUUAAAAUGGAUAUUGAAGGGUCAGAGUACACAGUACUACCUCACAUGGUCAAAAACAAAGUUUUGUGCAAAAACGUUCUAACCUCGAUGGUUGUUGAAAUGCAUGGAUGGGCAAAAGAACAAAUGAAAUCAGAAUUGGACCUUAAGAAAUUGAAACAGAGCAUGAAGGCACAAAUAUGUGCGCCUACAGAAAUUGUGCCAGUUGAUGACGAGUCAUACAAAGAUGACGUGGAAGUCGAUCCUGGCGCUUAAAAUAGAAACGGAAAUUGCUAUUACCACCACGAUACUAUUUGAACACGACCAGUGGACACCUACAGUAACAUAAAUGAAGCAACACGAUUCGAGUAUAAAUACACAGAUCAAGUGUUCUGGAUUUAUUGUCUACGAGACUAAUGGAUAUAGAAAAAGUGCUUUAAGUCCAAUACGUAUCACACCUAGUUUGACAUGUAAUGACUUUCAAGUAUAAUGUCAAAAAACAACAGAAAAUGCUCGAUGGUGUGUGUUUUCUAGCAGAUCGUAAUGAAUCUGUAUUAUCUGUAUGCCUCAUAUUUUUCCACCUGAAAAUAAUAAGUGUGUUUAUGUGAAAAUGGAAUAAAAUCUAUUGAGACACGUCACUGUUUUUAUCUCCUUUAAACUAAAUACAACAAUAGAAUCAACAAGGACAUGCUCAGCCUCAAACCUGAACAACAUCUCGUCUAAAGGCACACCGAUUAAAGCCAAACAUACACCAAUCGUGAUUUCGGUAACACCAUUACUGAAAUGUUAGUACUCUUUAAAACAGCACUCUUUCCAAGGGUAUGGUCAAUGGCGAACUAGAAGGUAGUGAUUUCCACAAGUGUUUGGAAUCUAUGCACAUUGGAUGACUUAUGUUUACAUAGGGAAUAUCACGUGGCCGCAAAACCAAAUCAAAAAUGCCUCUUUUUUACGUUUAUCCCGGACACACACACAUAGUUCUAGAAAAAUAUAAUUGAAUAUUACCACAAAGUUAUACAAUGCAUAGGAAUUGGACAAUUAUCUAAAAAUAGUAUUUGUUAUUUCGUUGUGGUACCUUUGUCAGAACGUUAUUUUGUUUUAUAAAUUGUAUAAAAUCACUUUUAAUUUCUUUCUAUACUUUGUAUGAAUUUGCUUAUGUAAGAUACCAAUAUAUUUGAUUUAAAAGAUUUGUUCAACUCAUUUUGCAUAACCUUGGGGUCGUCGUAGUGCAAACGUUUUUCUACAAAAUAUAAAAUAAAAU